CAUACGCCAUGCUUUUAGGCAUUGCCUUUUUUUAAAAAAAGUUCUUAGAAUGUAUCUAUGUAUCAUGGUUGAAUUAUCCCUAAGACAGAACAGAAUCCCAGUGGAAGAUCUUUCUGAAGUGGCUGACAUAAUUAAGAGCUGGGGUGGGACCCUGUCAAAUGAUUUAUCAUUGUGAUUAACCUGAAAAAAGUAAAACAAUAAUAACAGCCUACCUGAAGCUUUAACUCUGUUCUAUACAUGAUAAAUACAAGAAUGAAUGUCAGAAGAAACCUCAAAGGCUUUCUUUGACAUUAGCAGCAAACAGAAAACAACAGUCACUGAGGCCUUUGUUUACUGUUUUAGAUACUACAAAUAAGCACUGUCAUGCUCUGUUAAUACAUCCUAUUAUCUGUCUCUGAAAAAUACAACUGCUAAAUUAGUGACAUCAUGGAAGAGCCAUAGAAUACAUUGUGAGUAAUAAAAAACUCUUUUUGUAAAGGCAACGGCCUCUGUGUCUGUCAUCUUACCAUAACCAAUAAAAACAAAUCCUGGGUUCAUAUUAAAAUAGUCUAAGCAUAUUAUUAAAAAUUUUCCUACCUGUAUACUCCAUUUCUUUGAAUGCUUCAAAUACUAUCACUAGUUUUUGCAUCAAUACUUCUUCUUGUAUAUAUGUAUUACAUAUUCAUUCAUUUAUUCAUCCAAAUAUCUACACAAUGCCAGGCCAUACAGGAGAGACAACAAUGGAAGACAAAAUCCUUCCCCUCAUGGAAUUUAUACUCUAGGAAUUACAGUGAUGAGUGAGGUGAAAGGGUAUAUAUUUUACUUCAUUUGAAUCCCUACUUUUCUUCUCAGUGCUUCACAUAUAUAAAUAUUUCAUAACAUUUGCUGAAUGAGAAAAUGAUUUGGCCAGGCGUGGUGUCUCAUGUCUGUAAUCCUAGCACUUUGGGAGGCUGAGACGGGAGGAUCACUUGAGCCCAGGAGUUUAAGACCAUCCUGGGCAAUAUAUUGAGACCUCGUCUCUAUGAAAAAAAACUUUUUCUAUAAAAAAUAAAAAUAAAAGAAAAUGAUUCCUUUCCUUUGUGCAUCAGAAGCCAUUUUCUCUAUCCUUUAUUAUUGAAUAGUUGUUUACAGUUAAGAGACUUUCAAUGGGCUUAUCUCACUUGAUAAAUAUCAUAAAGUAGACCGAUGUUAUAUGAUACAGUAAUUCAAGCAGUUGGACUUCACUGAAUGAGCAACCUUACUCACCAAUCACUGGUAAUGCCUGGAGCUGACAUUAUUUCACACCUGUCAUACAUAUCAUUAAAAAAACAAACAAAAAUCAAGAACAUCUGAAGGAGGAGAAAAACAAAAAUUAUACUUCUCUACCCUUGAUUCAAUAAUUUUGUAAAUAUUUUUACAUUAAAAAAGACUGGAUAUGUGUGAAGUUGGGGAUGGGGGAAGAUGGAGGGAAUGAUUUCAAGGGCAUUGAUAUAAUCGAUAGCACUGAAAGUUAAAUAAGUCAUGGAAAUUGUUGGCUAAGGUCCUUAAGGGGCUCUAAGGAGGCCCUAAGGCCCUACAGUCCUAUGGGGUAAUCAGUUGCUCUCUCAGUAGGAACUUAAACUAUGUCCCGGAAACUAGCUCUAAAUCUCUAAUCUACAUGUCUUGCAAGUAAGUAAUUAUUAAUAUUUUAUAUUUUAAACAUAUGUAACAUCUUAUAAGGAAGGACAGGAGUCUGGAUUUUUUCUCAGUGUCUCACUUUCUUACCUAUAUGAGGGAAUCAGAUUACCUAUCAAAGCAGAUAUUACUGUUGCAAAUUCAGCAUUCAUCUAUUUAUCUCUCUUUUCUGCCUUUUUAACACAGCCCUAAUUUCAUGCAUUCUCCCCAGAGUGUCUGUGUCCUUUAGGAGAGGCUGGCCUUCUCCUUAGCCCUGGGAUAUAAAUUUCAACUGUCCUAAUCCCACCAUGGAGGCCUUACCUCCCUUGUUAGUGAUAGACAUUAGCACUCAAAGCAAUUUCAGUUAAUAAGACAUGACGGAGAAAUCUGCCGAGGAAAAAGAGUUUCCUUAAUCUUAUAAAGGGGCAAAAGAUAAAGGUGUUCCCCUUUUUGGUCUCUGAACAUUAUCUGUAAUCUAGAACUGAGGGAAUCAUUUUAGGACCAUAAAGGAAGCCAGACUGGAGAACAACACACUUAAAGAUGGCAGAGCCAAAAGAAGGAAGAAACCUGUGUCCUUGACAAUAUUGUCCAGAUGCAGAAGUAAGCAACCCUGGGAAUGAUUUUAUCUCUAUGCAUCUAGCUAUUAGGAUUUGUUUUAAAAAGGCUUAAACAAUAAGGACAUUUAGUAAGGUUCCUGUUACUGCAGCCAAAAGCAUUUCAACUAAUACGCCUUCUCUCUUUCAAUAGUUUCACUCUUACGUAGUAGGUUUCUCAAUAUAACAAGGUGUGUUAGGUUGGAUGCAAAGAUAACUGCCAAAAUUUCCUCCUAUGAUCAAGCUGCUUAAUGUCUAUUUCCCUUUUCCACCAUUCUAGUCCUUCUAUCAUGGAAUACUGCAGAAAAAUAUAAUGCCAGUUACAGACUCAGGCUUUAAGAGAAUUAGCAUCUUUCCUCCUCCUUCACUCUCUUGGAAGCCAGUCACCAUGUAAGAAAGUUUAGGCUAAACUCCUGAAUGGAGAGAGGCCUUGUGGAGAAGAAUCAAGUAACUUCAACCAAGAGGCAGCACCAAGACUUCAGCAAUUUGAGUGAAGCCAUCUUGGACCUUCCACCCCAGUUAAGUGAAGAUAGCUGACACCUCAUAAAGCAGAGACUAGCCAUCUCCGCUAAGCCCUGCCUGAAUUCCUGGCAACAGAACUGUGAGCAAUAAAACAUCUGCUGUUUUCAGUCACUAAGUCUCGAAGUGGUUCAUUAUGAAGCAAUUGAUAAUUUAUAAACAAAUUAAUAUUAUUUAGUUUUUUGCUUUGUAAAAUUGCUGUAGUCAUUUCACAAUGAUAAAGAAUUAUGAGUCACUAAUAGCUUUGAAUGCUAAUGAACAUUUUUCUCAAAUACGUGUUUUAACAGUCUUGGCUCACAAAGGAGAAUUUGUUUCUAUGUAUGUAUGUAUCGCUUCGUUAUUAUCCUACGUACUUUUUUUAAUAUAACAUUUUAAAAAUAUAUAACAUUUAAACAUGUAAAAUGUAACAUUUUAAAAAUAAAUACAAAUAAAUGGGAAACGACUUGCAACAAAUGAGUUGCUAUCCUUAAUAAGCAAAGAAUUCUCACAAAUAAAAAAGAAAAAUCUUACUCCCUUAAUUUUUUAAAUGGGAAAAGCCAUCUCUGAAGAACCAUAAAUGGUCAAUAAACAUGAAGGGCACAAAGUUGAAACAUGAGGCAUCAUUUUUCAUCGACUAAAUACCCAAAGAAAAAUUUAAACAGUAAGACAAUACCAGCAAGCUUCCACUGAAGAACUGGAAGAGCCUAAGAUAGGCUCCUGGAGUCUACGAUACCAGUCUCCUUGAACUAUGGGGACGUGGACGUCCCCGGUCACAAGUUGCCUGACUUUGGGCGAUGUCUAUGGCUGUAAAUUUGGGAUUAUACAGCCACAGCAUAGAGCUGUUGUAAGGCUCCAGUGAUACUCAUAGGCAAAAGCAAUAUAAGUGACUGUUAGUUUUUGUUCAGCCUAUUCAUCCUUACGUUUACUUUUGUCGAAAAAGAUCUGGAAGAAAAUCUGAGGGUUUUUUUUUGAGACGGAGUCUCGCUCUGUCGCCCAGGCUGGAGUGCGGUGGCACAUCUCAGCUCACUGCAAGCUCCGCCGCCCGGGUUCACGCCAUUCUCCUGCCUCAGCCUCCCGAGUAGCUGGAACUACAAGCACCUGCCACCAUGCCUGGCUAGUUUUUUGUAUUUUUAGUAGAGACGGGGUUUCACCGUGUUAGCCAGGAUGGUCUCUAUCUCCUGACCUCGUGAUCCGCCCGCCUCGGCCACCGCGCCCGGCCUAAAAUCUGAAUAUUUUAAUGGAAAAUUUGGGAGUGAGAUUCCGGAAUUACUUGACACCAACAAUGGUGGGUGGCGCCAGGAGAAAGCCUGGGUGGGGACAGCCCAGGCGGGAUGCGGGGCCCUCCAGGUGCCGUCGCUCACAAGGACUCCCGACUCCUAGCGCACCAUCGCCUGGGCUUGGAGGUUCCGCCGGGCUAGCAGCUACCGGGAGAAGGCGGUGGGAACGGUAGAGCUCGCGGCUCUGAUUGGCUACCUCAGAGCAAGGGGCGGGGCGGCGGAGGACCCGAAGGGCGCGAGAGCGGAACACUGCGUACGCGCACUUCCGGUCUUUGUGGCUGGCAGCUCGGGGUGGGCGGCUCAUUUCCUGGCCGCUCCUGGGCUUCGCGGAAAGAAGAGAUUACUCACACUCCUUCUCAAGCACAGAACCAGUUGUACUGAGCUUUUUGCUAAGCUGUUUCAGCCAAGAAUGGCUGUGGAAUCUGGAGUGAUUUCAACCCUGAUACCUCAGGAUCCUCCGGAACAAGAACUAAUACUAGUGAAAGUAGAAGAUAACUUUUCCUGGGAUGAGAAAUUUAAGCAGAAUGGGAGUACUCAAUCCUGCCAAGAAUUGUUUCGUCAGCAAUUCAGAAAGUUUUGCUACCAGGAGACACCCGGGCCCCGGGAGGCUCUGAGCCGACUCCAGGAACUUUGCUAUCAGUGGCUAAUGCCAGAGUUGCACACUAAGGAGCAGAUCUUAGAACUGCUGGUACUGGAGCAGUUCCUGAGCAUUCUGCCUGAGGAGCUGCAGAUCUGGGUUCAGCAACAUAAUCCAGAAAGCGGCGAGGAAGCUGUGACCCUGUUGGAGGAUUUAGAGAGGGAGUUUGAUGACCCAGUGCAGCAGGUCCCAGCUAGUCCACAGGGACCAGCAGUGCCAUGGAAGGAUUUAACAUGUCUCAGAGCAUCCCAAGAGUCAACAGACAUCCACCUCCAGCCCUUAAAGACACAGCUGAAAUCCUGGAAACCGUGCCUUUCCCCUAAAAGUGAUUGUGAGAACAGUGAAACAGCAACAAAAGAGGGCAUCUCAGAAGAAAAAUCACAGGGACUCCCUCAGGAACCUUCAUUUGGAGGAAUUAGUGAGCAUGAAAGCAAUUUAGUGUGGAAGCAAGGAAGUGCUACAGGGGAGAAACUAAGAUCUCCUUCCCAAGGGGGCAGUUUUAGUCAAGUGAUCUUCACAAACAAAUCUGUAGGAAAGAGAGACCUUUAUGAUGAGGCUGAAAGAUGCUUGAUUCUAACUACAGACUCUAUAAUGUGUCAGAAAGUUCCUCCAGAAGAGAGACCUUAUAGAUGUGAUGUAUGUGGGCACAGCUUCAAGCAGCAUUCCUCUCUAACACAACAUCAGAGAAUCCAUACUGGAGAAAAGCCCUAUAAAUGUAACCAGUGUGGGAAGGCCUUUAGUUUGAGGUCCUAUCUUAUUAUUCAUCAGAGAAUUCAUAGUGGUGAGAAAGCAUAUGAAUGUAGUGAAUGUGGGAAAGCUUUCAAUCAGAGCUCAGCCCUCAUUAGACAUCGGAAAAUCCAUACUGGUGAGAAAGCUUGUAAAUGUAACGAGUGUGGCAAAGCAUUCAGUCAAAGUUCAUAUCUCAUUAUACAUCAAAGAAUUCACACUGGUGAGAAACCUUAUGAGUGUAAUGAGUGUGGGAAAACCUUUAGCCAGAGCUCAAAACUCAUUAGACAUCAGCGAAUUCACACAGGAGAGAGACCCUAUGAAUGUAAUGAAUGUGGAAAAGCUUUCAGGCAGAGCUCAGAGCUGAUUACUCAUCAGAGAAUACAUAGUGGAGAGAAACCCUAUGAAUGUAAUGAAUGUGGAAAAGCUUUCAGUUUGAGCUCAAACCUUAUCAGACAUCAGAGAAUUCAUAGUGGAGAGGAACCUUAUCAAUGUAAUGAAUGUGGCAAAACCUUCAAAAGGAGCUCAGCCCUUGUUCAGCAUCAGAGAAUUCAUUCUGGGGAUGAAGCUUACAUAUGUAAUGAAUGUGGGAAGGCUUUCAGGCACAGAUCAGUCCUUAUGCGCCAUCAAAGAGUCCACACUAUAAAGUAAUUUGUGAAUACUGUGAAUAGUGUAAAUACUUCAGUCAGAUUUUUAUGUUUGUUAGUCAAAAGAGUUUACUUUGGAGCAAAACUCCAUAAAGGUUAUAAAAUACUAGGUCUUGAGUCUAGCUUGCUUUGUGCAGCAUUUCCCAGUGCUAGUGUAAAGUGUCCCUUGAAAGCUUUUCCUGUGACUAAUCAGAACAGAAUACAGAAGAAUCAUUACUUCCAGCUCUUCUCUUAUUAGGAAUACUCAGGAAAUACGAAAAGUGGGAAUGUAACAUUGAAACCUCAUUUUGUAUGAAAGUGUCAUGAAAAGAAUAUAGCAACCCAGGCUCUGUCACUGCAUCUGAUUGUUAGUGUGCCAGGUUAUGAGGCUGGUGUGGACUGUGUGAGGCACUUUGUCUCAGGAACUAAAAAAAAAAAAAAACUGACCCAAUAAAGAACAGUGACAGAGCAGCAAGAAAGGUGGGGAAAUGGCUUCAUCAGUGAUUUGUUGAGCCCAGGGCAGGCCAGGAAUUAGAUAGGCGUGAGAAGAAAGAAUAUAAUUGACCCAAAGGUUAUUUUUUGAGUACCUACUUUGUCCCAGGAACUAGGAAUACAGUGGAAAACGACUGUAAUCUCUAUAGUCUAAUGGGCAAGGCAGCCAAAUAGGCAGUGAAAGUGGAAUGCUCCUAUGUGACCUUAAGGAGCACCUGACUCAGCCUUGGAUAAGGAAAUGGGGGAAAUGGCCUGAAGGAUGAGGAGGAGUUAGCCAAGGUGGUACUCCAGGGAAGUGGUACCCCAGUAAAGAACAGUAGCCAAAGGCUAGAAACAAAGUGUGGAGCAUUCCUUGAGUUCCUAUUGUAGUGAGGUCUUGUCUAUCAGAGAAGUCUGGGUCUGGCCAGACUCUUAAGCAGUGCCAAUGGAGAAGUUCCUGUUAAUAGACAAAACCUGGAGCCCUUGGGCCACAGGGUAGUCAAGAGCUUUGUCUUGGUUUAUGUGACCCCAGGGAAAGGGCAAAUAUGUGGUUUCCUUGCCCAACCUGUAGGCUAUCCUAGAACUUCCAUGAGGGUAGUGGUGGGAAUGAGGGUGAGAAAGAGCCCAGCCUAUACCUCAAGAGUGUUAGAGUGUUAAGACUCUCUCUCCCAUCCUUAAGAUUCUCCUUUGAUUCUAAAGACAAUAUCAGAGCUGCUGUCAGGUUUCUUAUAAUUCCCAAGGCUCUGGAUCAGAAGCUGCCAUAUCAUUUGUUUCUGGGGCUAUAUGCCCACAAUUCCUAGUACCCUAGUACAUUCCCUUGGGCUUUGGUGCUCAGAAAAUAUUUGUCAGUUGCUGGUUCUGUGACAUUCUUUGGGCACCUCGCACAUGUUCAGUUUUGUCUUAUGUCACCAGUAUUUCACAAUAUCUUUUGCAAUUCUUUUUUUUUUUUUUUUUUUGAGAUGGAGUUUCGCUCUUGUUGUCCAGGCUGGAGUGCAAUGGCAUGAUCUUGGCUCACCGCAAACUCUGCCUCCCGGGUUCAAGUGAUUCUCCUGCCUCAGCCUCCUGAGUAGCUGGGAUUACAGGCAUGCACCACCACAGCCGGCUAAUUUUGUAUUUUUAGGAAAGACAGGGUUUCUCCAUGUUGGUCAGGCUGGUCUCGAAUUCCCGAUCUCAGGUGAUCUGCCCGCUUCGGCCUCCCAAAGUGCUGGGAUUACAGGUGUGAGCCAUGGCGCCGAGCCAUCUUUUGCAAAUUUUAUUAAAGACAAUGCUAAAAGGAAGUGACAGCUGAAACUAAUGGUCAUAGUCAGUCGAGACUUCCCUUUUCUGAGGGGCCUAGCAGGAAGAGAAUAUUUAGACUGAUGCUUAGUGUGAGAUGGAAUCUUGUACAGGUUAACCAGCAACACAAAGACAUAUUCAAAAGACCUAAUAGGUCAGAAGAAUAACACACCACACCAAAAACAAAUCUGUAUGGAAAUAUAGAAUCAUGUGCAUAGAAAAAGAAUUUUCAUGAGGAUAAAAGGAAGCAAAGAGAAGUAAUGCUCUUAUUGGGGCGUACAUCAGUGGACAUGUGCUAACCAGUAAGAACAGCAGGAGGCCUAAAUGCCCAUGUUUAGGGGGAGAAUAUGGAAAAAAUGGAUGGGAUUAUUUGGAAAAGAUGUAAGAUAUUAAAAUACGUGGUAAGAGCUACUCGACUCUUGUUUUCCUCUUCCAUAGAUAAAGACCUGAACAAACUGAAAAGGUAGGACGUAAAGUAGGAAUUGUAAAACGGAAAUACUCUUUAUAUAAGAAAGCUCUACUGUAUGUCAGUAAGCAGUGUAAUAGAUAGGCAAGCACAGUGGCUCACACCUAUAAUGCCAGCACUUUGGGAGGCCAAGGCUGGAGGAUUGCUUGAGUCUAGGAGUUCAAGCCCAGCCUGGGCAGCGUAGUGAGACCCCAUCUCUACAAAAAAUAAACAGAAUUUGCCAGACGUAGUGCAUGCCUGUAGACCCAAGUAUUUGGGAGGCUGAGGUGAGAGGUUUGCUUGAGCCCUGGAGGUCGAGGCUUCAGUGAGGCAAGAUCACACCACUGCAGUCCAGCCUGGGAGAGCAAGAUCCUGUCUCCAAACCAAAAAAAAGGAAAAAAAAUAAAUGUAAUAGAUACUUGCUAAGGGCUUUGUAUAUACUUAUUAAUGUUAUUUCUCAGCACGUAUGUAGCAAAUGAGGAAAUGAAGGCUAAAGGUCGUAUAUCUACAGAGUGGAGAGGUCAGACUUUGAACCCACAACCUGACUGUGGAGCCACUUCAGUAUACUCUCUCCCCAUAAGAAAGUUCCAAUAGAAAAAAAAAGCUACUUAAGUAGGGAAAUCACAAAAUAAGUGCCAAUGAACAAUAAAUGUUCAAGCUCACUACAGUUAAAAUGUAUAUUAAAGCAAGAGUUGAGAUGACACUUUUCCUUAUAAAACAGACAGGGAUUCAGGGACAUUGGGACUCUAAUGCUGCUGGUAAGACGUGAAUAAAUAUACAUACCGUCUCUGGCAAUCAGUACCAGAAGCCUUAAGCAUUGCCUUUUGACUUUGAAACUGUACCUGGAAAUGUAUGUUUCAGUAACCAUCAUGAAUGUACACAAAAUCCUGAAACUCUUAAAACUGAUGUCACAGGCCGGGCACAGUGGCUCAUGCCUGUAAUCCCAGCACUUUGGGAGGCUGAGGCGGGUGGAUCACCUGAGAUCAGGAGUUUGAGACCAGCCUGAUGAAUAUGGUGAAAUCCCGUCUCUACUAAAAAUACAAAACAGCCGGUGUGGUGGCAUGCGCCUGUAGUCCCAGCUACUUGGGAGGCUGAGACAGGAGAAUUGCUUGAACCUGGGAGGUGGAGGUUGCAGUGAGCCGAGAUUUUACCACGGUAUUCCAGCCUGGGUGACAGAGUGAGACUGUGUCUCAAAAAAAAAAAAACAAAAAAACUGAUGUCAAUUAAUGUUAAAUGAAGUAUUCAUGAUAUAUUGUUAAGUAAAAAUAUUACAAAACAAUAUGUACAGUAUGAUCCUAUGUAAAAUAUAUAUUUAUGUAUUAAAAAUACUGAAAACAAAAA
This is a messenger RNA of Pongo pygmaeus (Bornean orangutan), 9500 nucleotides long. It is a transcript of the gene ZNF397, whose product is annotated as zinc finger protein 397. The transcript has 4 exons. The coding region runs from base 4389 to 5993 and encodes 534 amino acids. Lineage: Eukaryota; Metazoa; Chordata; Mammalia; Primates; Hominidae. Gene Ontology annotation, biological process: regulation of immune system process; regulation of cytokine production; negative regulation of transcription by RNA polymerase II. Gene Ontology annotation, cellular component: nucleoplasm. The record is from RefSeq and is a predicted model, not a curated record. Gene Ontology annotation, molecular function: DNA-binding transcription repressor activity, RNA polymerase II-specific; RNA polymerase II cis-regulatory region sequence-specific DNA binding.